This is a messenger RNA of Paramecium octaurelia, 814 nucleotides long. The record is from the annotation of a GenBank genome assembly. NCBI's taxonomy places the organism in Eukaryota, Ciliophora, Oligohymenophorea, Peniculida, Parameciidae.
AUGUUUUCUAUAGUUGAAGCAUCUUCAAAAGACAAACGAGUUAAGGCAUAGCCAUCUCUGCAUAUCACUAAUAAUAAAUAAUAAACUUUUGGCUAGGAAUAACAAAUACAAAAGGAAUAUCAAAUUGAUUUUGGAAUUUAAGGCCUUAAGCAAUAAAAAUAAUUGAAAACCUUAAGGAAUUUAGAUUUAAUAAGGAAGGAGAAUGGUUUUGAUAUUUAUUAAUUUCCUUUGAUUUACAAAUAACAAAUUGGAUGUAUUGAGGAAUAUAAAACAAUAAUUUUAAUAGGAACUUAAAAUUCAUAAAAGUUGAAUUUCAUAAAAUUUAUUUGUAAAUUAUUAUUAUGAUGUUGAAUUUUCAGAUGGUUAUAGAUUUGAAAUAGAUCAUAAUAUUGAUAUAAGUAAAGAUAAAUAAAAUGAUGAAUAUGAAUAAAUGAAAGUAUAUUAUAUUAGACCAUCAAAUGGAUAAUUAGGACUUAGAAUUAUAUAUACAUUAGAUUAUAAUGAUGAUUUAAUUUAUGAGGAUUAACAAAUAUUCAAAUAGAAUAUUCAAUGUAAUAUCUAAUUCAACUUAACUUAAUCAAAAUAUACUAAUUGGUUUUGUUAUUCCAUAAUAAGUGUAAAUCGGAACAUUUUUUAUGUUGGAAUCUAGCUGAAUAUAUCCUAUAAUUAGCUCAAAAGAAAUACCUUAAGCAUAUAUUAUCAAUUUUUUUCUAUUAUAGUCUUUCUCGCAUUCCUACUUAACUUGAAGAAUAAGGAAGAAAUGGUUUCGAUUAAUCUAAGAUUCUGUUCCAUUAACUACAUAUAUGGCCUCUGA